Messenger RNA from Parasteatoda tepidariorum (common house spider), 408 nucleotides. The record is from RefSeq and is a predicted model, not a curated record. Lineage: Eukaryota; Metazoa; Arthropoda; Arachnida; Araneae; Theridiidae.
AUGAACCGAGUGGCUGCGAAAUUCGUACCCAAGUUGAUGUCGCCGGAACAAAGAGACGUCCGUUUUGACGUUGCACAGGACCUUUUGAACACCGCCAACACUGAUCCUGUGUUUCUGAACACCGUGAUAACUGGAGAUGAGUCAUGGAUGUACGGGUACGACUCAGAAACAAACAGACAGUCGUCGCAAUGGAAGCAUCCCGAUUCUCCAAGGCUGACGAAAGCGCGGCAGGUGCGAAGCAAAAUCAAGUUGAUUUUGACUGUUUUCUUUGAUGUCCGUGGAAUUGUGCAUCACGAAUACGCACCGGAAGGACAAACAAUGACAAAGGAGUACUAUCAAGAUGUUCUCCGGCAACUCCGGGACGCAGUUCGGAGCAAAAGACCAGACAUGUGGACGGAUCCCAAUUGA